AAGCCUGGAGUUACAACCUUCCCCUGCCUGAAUAUGGUGAUCUGUCCCCAUUGUCCAGAUCAAGAUGACUCUUUCGAAGAAGAUACAAUGAAUAUCAAUUCCCCACCCACCCUCAUGAAACUGGCAAGUCAGAGGCUACUGAGGGAGGAGGCUUUGGCCAUUUCUGCUCUCAAGGACCUGCCCAAUAUGCUGUUCCCAGUGAUGUUUGAGGAGGCCUUCAUUGAUGGACAUACAAAGAUCUUGACCACCAUGAUAACUGUGUGGCCCUUCCCAUACCUUUCUGUAGGAAUGAUGAUAAAUAACCUGACCCUAGAUACAUUGAAGGCUGUUCUUGAGGGACUAGAUAUACUGAUUUCAAAACCAGUUCUUUCCAGUAGGUGCAAGCUCAAAGCGAUCAAUUGGAUGGAUACAGCCCAUAGUUUGCAUGGGAUAUGGACUGGAUCCCAUGAAGUUGAAAGAUUACCAGAGUUCAUGGAACAGAAGCAGCCCUACUGUGGGGUGAAAAGAGAAUUGAAGGUGACAACUCGUCUCAAACUCAUGGAGGGCAGCCUUGAUGAAUGUGCCACAUACUUGUUGCAGUGGGCCUACGAGAGAGAAAAUUCUAUUCAUCUAUGCUGUAGAAAACUGAAGAUUCAGGGCUUAACCAACGUCACAGUUACAGAAAUCUUCAAAAUUUUACAUGCAGACUGUAUACAAGAUCUGGAGCUAUGUUGUCUUUGCCUAGAAGAUUUGGAUUUUCUUAAUCCCUACCUGAAACAGAUGAAUAAUCUUCUCACACUCAGUCUGGUUGAAAUCAAAGAUACUGUCAGUAUGGAUUAUGCUAGAAAUCUUGAUGAGGAGAAAGUGAUCACAUUGAUUUCUCAACUUCCAACAUUUCACUAUCUCCAGGAACUCUGUGUAAGUGAUGUCCCUAUUAUUAAAAGCCACCUGAAAGAAUGCCUCAGGUGCCUGAAGAAGCCCUUGAAGAUGCUUUGCAUCACUAACUGUGCCCUCUCACAGUCAGAUUUAGAUUACCUGCCCUAUUGCCUGAAUAUUUUUGAGCUCAAAUGUCUGGACCUUAGUGACACACCUUUAAGUCAUUUACUCCUUGAGCCUCUUGGGUUUCUCCUUGAGAGGGUGAGACAUUCCCUGGAAUGUCUAAAAUUGAAUUCAUGUGAAAUGGGGGAAUCUCAAUUCAAUGCCCUGCUGCCAGCCUUAAGUCAAUGUUUCCAACUCACAGAACUCAAUUUCUAUGAUAAUAAACUCUCUCUGCUUUUCCUGAAAAAAGUUCUAUACCACACAGCUGAGCUUAGCCAGCUAACUCGUGAACUCUACCCAGCCCCUCUGGAGUGCUAUGAUAACAGGGAUGUGAUUCUAUCACACAUAUUAGAAAAUAUUUGUCCUGAGCUCCUGGAUAUACUCAGGGCCAAAAGACAGACAGUGAAUGUCUCCUUUGCUACAACCGAAUGCUCUAACUGUGGCGGGGCCUAUGUUUAUGAUGUGGAGACACAACGUUGCUUUCUUGACCAAACCCCACUGUGGGAUUGAUUUUGGAACAGAGAAAUAGAAGAUUAAUAUUGAGGGUUGAUAAAAUUCUAAGUGAAUGUCCCUUGCUGAAAGGAGCAUGAUAUGUCAAUCACUUAAAUGUGUGAGACACACUGGAAAGACAAGAUCCUUCUCUGAUCUGGAGAAUAAAUGUUGUAUCUGCAAAAAGUGUCAAGCAAUCUAUUCUUCUCUAGGAUUAUUGUAGUUUGAGUGUGUUACAAUAGAGGUACAUUUCCAUGAGGAUAAUGUUUCCCUCUGUUGAUAUAAUAAAUGUGUUCACUUUCU
Messenger RNA from Mus pahari (shrew mouse), 1809 nucleotides. Its product is annotated as oogenesin-2-like. The record is from RefSeq and is a predicted model, not a curated record. Gene Ontology annotation, biological process: positive regulation of cell population proliferation; negative regulation of apoptotic process; negative regulation of cell differentiation. Gene Ontology annotation, cellular component: cytoplasm. Bases 34 to 1527 code for a protein of 497 amino acids. The transcript is spliced from 4 exons. Lineage: Eukaryota; Metazoa; Chordata; Mammalia; Rodentia; Muridae.